AAUGCUUCAAUCCAAGUGCCCUUGGGAGAAAGAUCUUGGCCACCUGCUGCUGGUUAUUCUUUUGUUUGUUGGUUUCAGUUCCGAAACUUAUACAAAUCACAGGCAAAGGAGAAUGAUGCUACAAAAGCUGGAUACAUUAAGGGGCAAGGCAUAGGUGGGCAGCAUCAUGGCCCACAUGCCCUGAGGAUAUUUUCUGUUGGAGCAGUAGACAGUUCAAGCACUUUCUAUGCAGAACUUCGUCUUCAGGAGGAUGGCAUUCUCACGCUUGCAACUAGCAAUUCUUCCUCUUUGUCAUUUUCAGGGUUAGAAAUGGAGGAAGGGAGGUGGCAUCACCUUGCUGUUGUGCAUAGCAAACCAAAUGCUCUGGCUGGCCUCUUCCAGUCUAGCUUUGCUUAUGUGUACCUCAAUGGAAAGUUAAGACACACAGGAAGAUUAGGGUAUUCUCCUUCUCCAGCUGGCAAGUCUUUGCAGGUGAUUGUUGGUACCCCAGUUGCUUGUGCACGGAUUAGUGACUUAUCAUGGAAGCUUAGAUCUUGCUAUCUUUUUGAAGAAGUCCUUUCCCCUGGUUCAAUCUGCUUUAUGUAUAUUCUUGGACGAGGGUAUAGGGGCCUCUUCCAGGACACAGAUUUGCUGCAAUUUGUUCCUAAUCAGGCCUGUGGUGGUGGCAGCAUGGCAAUUUUAGAUUCUUUGGAUGCAGAUUUGCCCCUGGCUUCCAACAUUGCUUUACUGGGCUUUCUUGAGCAUCUGGUUUCAAUGCAUUGGUAUAGGAAUCAUAAUCUGACAAUUCUGCGCAGAAUUAACCUUGUUCAACAUUUACUUGUAACUUUACAAAGAGGUGAUGUGGAAGUACCUGUAUUAGAAAAAUUAGUUGUAUUGUUAGGUGUAAUAUUGGAAGAUGGAUUCUUACCUUCUGAAUUGGAGCAAGUGGUUAGAUUUGUUAUCAUGACAUUUGAUCCACCAGAGUUAACAUCACGACAUCAAAUUAUGAGAGAGUCUAUGGGGAAGCAUGUUAUUGUAAGGAACAUGUUGCUUGAAAUGCUGAUUGAUCUGCAAGUGACGAUAAAAUCAGAGGAUUUGCUUGAGCAGUGGCACAAAAUUGUUUCAUCCAAAUUAAUAACUUAUUUUCUUGAUGAAGCUGUACAUCCUACAAGCAUGAGGUGGGUCAUGACUCUUCUUGGCGUGUGCCUUGCGUCUUCUCCAACAUUUGCACUUAAAUUUCGCUCAAGUGGAGGCUAUCAAGGUUUGGCAAGAGUGCUUCCAAGUUUCUAUGAUUCCCCUGAUAUAUACUAUAUUCUCUUUUGUCUUCUUUUUGGCAAGCCUGUAUACCCUAGACUGCCUGAAGUUCGGAUGCUAGAUUUUCAUGCCCUGAUGCCAAGUGAUGGCAUCUAUGGAGAUUUGAAAUUUACCGAGCUGUUGGAGUCUGUGAUUGCUAUGGCGAAGUCAACUUUUGAUAGGUUGUCUAUGCAUUCAAUGCUUGCCCAUCAAACUGGUAAUCUUUCCCAGAUCAGUGCUGGAGUUGUAGCAGAGCUGGCAGAAGACAAUACAGACAUAGCUGGAGAACUGCAAGGUGAAGCUCUUAUGCACAAAACUUAUGCUGCACGGCUUAUGGGGGGCGAGGCUUCGGCACCUGCUGCUGCUACUGCUGUCCUUAGAUUCAUGGUUGAUCUUGCAAAAAUGUGUCUUCCUUUCUCAGCUGUUUGCCGAAAAGCAGAAUUUCUUGAAAGUUGCAUUGACCUUUAUUUUUCUUGUGUCAGGGCUGCACAAGCUCUGAAAAUGGCUAAAAAGCUAUCUGUGACUGUGGAAGAGAAGAACGUAAAUGAUGGUGAUGAAACUUGCAGCUCCCAUAAUACUUUCUCUAGUUUGCCUCAUGAACAAGAUCAGUCAGUCAAGACCUCUAUAAGUAUGGGAAGCUUUCCUCAGGCACAGACUAGUACAAGUUCUGAAGAUAUGCCAGUGCUGCCGAACAAUGUAGGUACAGCAGAUAUUGAUGUUACUUCAUCCCAGCCAGAUUUUAACAAAGCAGUUCAGGAAGAAGCACAAGCUGUUGCAACAAUAGACAAUGAUGUCGUUGACCAUGUUUCUGCUGUAACAUCCAGCAGCAACGACUUCCGUGAUAUGAAAAGCACAGUGGAUCCUGUCCAGCAAACUGAUUCGCAGAGUUCAGCUUCCUUUAAUAUGUUUGAAUCUCCUAUAUUGUCGGAGAGAUCCUACUCCAGAACUCCGCAUACCUCUUCCACAUCCCCAGUAGUAGCAUUGACAUCUUGGUUGGGAGGUCCUGUUCACAGUGAAUCAAAAGUCCACCUAGCAUCAACACCCUUGAUGGAGUCUGCUUCAUCUAUCAGUGAAUUGGAUUCCUCUCCUGAGAUGAAAUCCACUUCUCAAGGACAAUCUGCUGCAAACACAAUGUUUACGAUUGGUUCAAAUUUGCUUCUUGAAGUGGAUGACUGUGGGUAUGGUGGAGGUCCAUGCUCCGCUGGAGCUACAGCUGUUCUUGAUUUUAUGGCGGAAGUUCUGUCUGGUUUGGUAACUGAACAAAUGAAGGCGGUACCUGUCAUCGAGGGUAUUUUGGAGAGUGCUCCUUUGUAUGUUGAUGCUGAAUCUGUUUUGGUAUUUCAGGGACUGUGCCUCAGUAGACUAAUGAAUUUCCUUGAAAGGCGUCUUUUGCGGGAUGAUGAGGAAGAUGAGAAAAGGUUGGAUAAGGGCCGUUGGUCCCUUAACUUGGAUGCAUUAUGCUGGCUGAUAGUGGAUAGAGUUUAUAUGGGUGCUUUUCCUCGGCCUGCUGGUGUACUGAAGACUCUGGAGUUUCUGUUAUCUAUGCUGCAGUUGGCAAAUAAGGAUGGACGUGUUGAAGAAGCUGCUCCAACUGGAAAAGGGAUCCUAUCCAUUGGUAGAGGAAGUAAGCAACUCGAUGCUUAUGUACAUGCGAUUCUGAAGAACACCAACAGAAUGAUUUUAUUCUCUUUCCUCCCAAUGUUCUUGAUAACCAUCGGAGAAGAUGAACUACUUUCUUCUUUAGGUUUACAAGUGGAGCCAAAGAAAAGAGUGUCCUUGAACCCAUCCUCGGAGGAUAGUGGAAUUGAUGUUUGCACUGUGUUACAGUUGCUAGUUGCUAAUAGAAGGAUAAUAUUUUGUCCCAGCAACAUUGACACUGAUCUAAAUUGCUGUCUUUGCAUAAAUCUAAUUUCUCUUCUUCGCGAUCAUAGGCGUCAUGCUCAGAACAUGGCUAUUGAUAUUCUCAAGUAUCUCCUAGUACACCGAAGGGCUGCACUUGAAGACUUUCUUGUCUCUAAACCAAAUCAAGGACCCCCUUUGGAUGUUCUUCAUGGUGGUUUUGACAAGCUCUUAACUGGAAACUUACCUGCAUUUUUUGAGUGGCUUCAUAGUUCUGAACAUGAGGUUAAUAAAGUGUUGGAACAGUGUGCUGCCAUUAUGUGGGUUCAAUAUAUUACUGGGUCAGCUAAGUUUCCUGGGGUGAGGAUUAAAGGCAUGGAUGGUCGACGUAAGAGAGAAAUGGGUAGGAAACUAAAGGAGAUCUCAAAGUUAGAUGCAAGACAUUGGGAGCAAAUAAAUGAACGAAGAAUUGCUCUUGAGUUGGUUCGUGAUGCAGUGGCUACUGAACUAAGAGUUAUUCGCCAGGAUAAGUAUGGGUGGGUACUUCAUGCAGAGAGCGAGUGGCAGACUCAUCUCCAACAACUUGUCCAUGAGCGAGGAAUUUUCCCAUUGUCUAAGUCCUCUCAGAGUGAAGAACCUGAGUGGCAGCUUUGCCCCAUUGAAGGUCCAUAUAGGAUGCGGAAGAAGCUUGAGCGGUGCAAAUUAACCAUUGACACUAUACAAAAUGUUCUGACUGGGCACUUUGAGUUAGGAAGACUAGAAUAUUCAAAGGAGAGGACUGAGAAUGAAACUAAUGUCUCUGAUGCUGAGUCUGAUAUUUUUUUCAAUCUCAUGAAUGAUAAUCCACAACAGGACUCUUUCAGUAGUGAACUUUAUGAUGGAUCAACUUUCAAAGAGUCGGAUGAUGUCAGAGAUGUAGCUUCUAGUAGAACUGGAUGGAAUGAUGACCAUGAUAGUAGCAUUAAUGAAACAAGUCUCAGCUCUGCUCUUGAACUUGGCCCCAAGUCCAGUAGUGUUUCCAUUCAAAAAGCUGAAAGUGUUCAACGGAAGUCUGAUCUUGGAUCUCCCAGGCAAUCUUCUUCUCUAAUAGCUGAUGAAACACGAACGGUGGAGGACAAACCGGAGAAGGAACUAAGUGAUAAUGGUGAAUACUUGAUUAGACCAUAUUUGGAACCUUCUGAGAGAAUAAGGUACAAAUAUAACUGCGAGAGAGUGGUUGGUCUUGAUAAACAUGAUGGCAUAUUUCUGAUUGGAGAAUUAUCAUUGUACAUCAUUGAGAAUUUUUACAUUGAUGACUCUGGGUGCAUAUGUGAAAAAGAAUGUGAAGAUGAUCUAUCUGUCAUUGAUCAGGCUUUGGGUGUAAAAAAGGACCUCUCUUGUAGCAUGGACUCCCACUCAAAGUCAAGUUCCUCCUGGGCUGCAACAACAAAGGCCUAUGUUGGGGGACGGGCAUGGGCAUAUAAUGGUGGUGCAUGGGGAAAGGAAAAGCUCUUCACUAGUGGUAAUGUGCCCCAUCUUUGGCAUAUGUGGAAGCUUGACAGUGUUCAUGAGAUUUUGAAGCGUGAUUAUCAACUUCGCCCUGUUGCGAUUGAGAUUUUUAGCAUGGAUGGCUGCAAUGAUCUUCUGGUUUUCCACAAGAAGGAGAGAGAAGAGGUUUUCAAGAAUUUGGUGGCCAUGAAUCUUCCCAGAAACUCCAUGUUGGACACGACAAUAUCCGGGUCGGUAAAAGCAGAUAGCAAUGAAGGAAGCCGCCUUUUCAAGGUUAUGGCAAACUCAUUUUCUAAGAGAUGGCAAAAUGGUGAAAUUAGCAAUUUCCAGUACCUCAUGCACCUCAACACGCUCGCAGGACGUGGAUACAGUGAUCUCACCCAGUAUCCUGUGUUCCCCUGGAUUUUAGCAGAUUAUGAGAGUGAGAAUCUGAACUUCUCUGAUCCUCGAACUUUCCGAAGGCUUGAUAAACCAAUGGGCUGUCAAACAACGGAGGGUGAGGAGGAGUUCAGAAAAAGAUAUGAGAGCUGGGAUGAUCCCGAGGUUCCCAAAUUCCAUUAUGGUUCUCACUAUUCUAGUGCUGGAAUUGUCCUCUUCUACCUCAUACGUCUUCCCCCUUGCAUACGUCUUCCACCUUUUAGUGCUGAGAAUCAGAAGCUGCAGGGUGGUCAAUUUGAUCAUGCUGAUCGUCUUUUCAAUAGUAUAAAGGACACAUGGUUGAGUGCUGCAGGGAAAGGCAAUACUUCAGAUGUUAAAGAAUUAAUUCCAGAGUUCUUUUACAUGCCCGAGUUCCUGGAGAAUAUGUUCAAUCUUGACCUGGGUGAGAAACAGUCAGGAGAGAAGGUUGGCGAUGUUGUAUUGCCUCCAUGGGCUAAAGGCAGUGUUAGAGAGUUUAUUAAAAAGCAUAGAGAAGCACUGGAGUCUGAUUAUGUUUCAGAGAAUCUGCAUCACUGGAUAGACCUGAUCUUUGGUCACAAACAGAGGGGGAAAGCAGCUGAAGAAGCAGUUAAUGUGUUCUAUCACUACACGUAUGAAGGCAGUGUUGACAUCGACUCUGUUAGUGAUCCAGCAAUGAAAGCCUCGAUUCUUGCUCAAAUUAAUCACUUUGGGCAAACACCAAAACAAUUAUUCCUCAAGCCCCAUGUGAAGAGGCGAACUAAUCGGAAGCUUCCUCCUCACCCAUUGAAGCACUCUCAGCAUCUUGUCCCACACGAGAUACGUAAAACCUCAUCUUCUAUAUCUCAGAUUGUCACUUCCGGUGACAAAAUUCUUGUGGCAGGGGCAAACACCUUGCUGAAGCCUAGAACAUUCACUAAAUAUGUUGCCUGGGGUUAUCCUGACCGCAGUUUGAGAUUUAUGAGCUAUGAUCAAGAUAGGCUUCUCUCCACUCAUGAGAAUCUUCAUGGAGGGAACCAGAUACAGUGUGCCAGUGCUAGUCACGACGGUCAUAUUCUAGUUACAGGGGCUGAUGAGGGAUUGGUUUGUGUUUGGAGGAUCGGUAAGGAGGCACCCCGUUCUGUAAGGCGCUUGCAGUUGGAGAAGGCUCUCUGUGCUCAUACUGGCAAAAUCACAUGCCUACAAGUUAGCCAGCCAUACAUGAUGAUUGUGAGUGGAUCGGACGACUGCACUGUUAUCUUGUGGGAUUUGAGCUCCAUGGUUUUUGUGAGGCAGCUUCCUGAGUUACCCGCUCCUGUUUCAGCAAUUUAUGUAAAUGACCUGACUGGGGAAAUUAUUACUGCUGCCGGUGUAAUGCUUGCUGUUUGGAGCAUCAAUGGGGAGUGCCUUGCUGUCAUCAACACAUCGCAGCUUCCAUCAGACUUUAUCCUUUCACUUGCUGGUUGCACAUUCUCUGAUUGGCUGGAAACUAAGUGGUAUAUCUCAGGCCACCAGAGUGGAGCCAUUAAAAUUUGGAAAAUGGUACAUUGCUCUUGUGAGGAGAGUGCCCAAAGUAAAUCAAGUGGCAAUCCUACUGGAGGGUUAGGACUCGGGGAUAGAGUACCAGAGUAUAGGUUGAUCCUUCACAAGGUACUAAAGUUUCACAAGCAUCCUGUAACUUCCCUCCACCUUACUAGUGAUCUGAAACAGUUGUUGAGCGGAGAUUCUGGGGGACAUUUGCUUUCAUGGACAGUCUCUGAAGAGAGCUUGAAAACCGCAAUUAGUCGGGGGUGAUUGUGGGAUUAGCAAGGUGUGUUUUGUAUUCAAAAAAUAUACAUGGCUUCUUAGGGGCAAUUAAAGAAUGGCCUGAAAGGUUUCACUCCGCUCGGACAGAAGCAUGGAUUCGUUAUUCCACGUUGCACAAUAACCGCUGAUAAUAUUGCUGGCUUGGAACAGAUCCAAGGAAACAGGAGAUCUGUAUAUUGGCACUUCCUGGAAGACAUGAAGCAUAUGAUCUUUCGUGUGCAAGUGCCUAGUGGCUCCAGAUGUAGGACUCGGGAACGAGUUGGUCGCAUAUGUUGUUGUUAGUCAAUGUAGAGAGCUUUGUGGGAUGGGAGACUGGCAGGUCUCCUCAAGCUGUACAUAGGACGGUAAUUGACAGUGUAUAAUGAGGUUGUAAAUGGCCAAGUUUUUGCCAGGAACAGCAUGUUGGCUGAAAUUUGAUCCAGCUAACUUUAGGGGCAUAUGAGUGAACAGAUGUAGCAGUUCGUUUUGGCUUCACUUCAUUAAAAUGAUUUUGCAAGGGGAAGUUGCAGGCCUGUUUUUGCUUUGUAAAAAAUUCUCCCAAGUUAUUUAUAAAAAUUGAAUGGGGGUCAUAUGCUCCUUGGUUUUCCUGUAA
Nicotiana tabacum (common tobacco) is the source of this 7372-nucleotide messenger RNA. Lineage: Eukaryota; Viridiplantae; Streptophyta; Magnoliopsida; Solanales; Solanaceae. The record is from RefSeq and is a predicted model, not a curated record.